AUGUCCACGUUCUUUGAUGAAAUGAAAGCAUCCUUUGCUGAUGUCAAGUUAAACGAAGCAGGAAAUAUAGACACGGCAGAUUUCUUACGAGCCUCAGAGUCGUUGGUUAAACUCUUUGACUUGUUAGGCUCGUCGGCAUUUAUUGUUGUUCAAAAGGAUAUGACCGGCAACAUCACCAAGAUAAGAAGCAAACUAUUGGAAGACCCCAUAAAAUCUUCGACAUUGCAAGAUUUGGUCUUGGCUGAAUCAACCACCAAAUCCAAGACAGCCACCCAGGGCUUGUUAUGGUUAUCUCGAGGAUUGCAGUUUACUGCUCAAGCCAUGAGAGAAACCGUGGACCAACCGGACAAGGAGCUCACGGUGACUUUUACUGAUGCUUACAACAAAACAUUGUCCAAAUAUCAUGGCAUGUUGGUUAAACCAGUUUUCAAACUAGCAAUGAAGGCUUGCCCUUACAGGAAAGACUUUUUCGCUAAACUAGGCGCAGAUCAGGCUAAAGUGAAUGCUCAACUAUUGGAGUGGUUGGCAGCUUUAGAGAAAAUCGUCAAGAUUAUUAUGGACUUUUUUGCAUCUGGCAACUAUGGUAAAGGUUUAUAG
Lodderomyces beijingensis is the source of this 597-nucleotide messenger RNA. The record is from the annotation of a GenBank genome assembly. NCBI's taxonomy places the organism in Eukaryota, Fungi, Ascomycota, Pichiomycetes, Serinales, Debaryomycetaceae.